Colletotrichum destructivum is the source of this 2611-nucleotide messenger RNA. RefSeq names its product Putative succinate semialdehyde dehydrogenase, aldehyde dehydrogenase, cysteine active. Gene Ontology annotation, biological process: GABA catabolic process. Gene Ontology annotation, cellular component: cytoplasm. The record is from RefSeq and is a predicted model, not a curated record. Lineage: Eukaryota; Fungi; Ascomycota; Sordariomycetes; Glomerellales; Glomerellaceae. Gene Ontology annotation, molecular function: succinate-semialdehyde dehydrogenase (NAD+) activity. The transcript is spliced from 4 exons. The coding region runs from base 307 to 1908 and encodes 533 amino acids.
CUUGCCUCCGGUGUCGCUUAGAAGCAAAUCAACCAUUGACCAUCACCGUUUUUUGCCAAUUAAGAGCCUCAAACAACACGACACAUUUCGGAAAGCAAUCGCACACAUUCAAUUGCGCUUUUGCAAGCUCCCUCGGUGACAGAGAAGCCUUUUUGCAUACCCUGUCCUCCCCCCCCCCCCCCCCCCCCCCACAUCCCUCGACUAAGUGUGAAGCACAAACUCGAUCUGAAGACCAGACGCUCGCUCCCCGCAUUUCAACGGCUCAACCCUCCUCCUCCUUCUCCUACUUCGCCUCUCUCCACCACUAUGCCCAUCACAUUACAAAGAGCAGUCGCCCCGGCGUCACGAUUUGUCCCAAGAAGCUUGUUCCGGUCUGCCCAGACACCGUUUAUCCCGUUUACACUGAGAGCCGCCUCCACCAUGGUUCCCAAGCUUAAAGACCCGUCAUUGCUCAAGCAGGACGUCUGCUAUGUCAACGGCGAAUGGAUCAAGGCCAAGUCUGGCAAGACCUUUGAUGUGACCGACCCGGCCACCGGCGAGAAGAUCGCCUCUUGCCCCGAGUUCGCCAAGGCCGACACCGACGCCGCCAUCGCCGCCGCCGCCACGGCUUUCGAGACCUUCCGCACCAAGACCGGCCGCGAGCGCUCCAAGCUGCUGCGCAAGUGGUACGACCUGCUGAUGGAAAACGCCGAGGACCUCACCACUCUCAUCACUUGGGAGAACGGCAAGCCCGUCGCCGACGCCAAGGGCGAGGUCACCUACGCCGCCAACUUCUUCGAGUGGUUCAGCGAGGAGGCGCCCCGCAUCUACGGCGACACCAUCCCCUCCUCCGUGCCCGGGAACCGCGUGUGGACCAUCAAGGAGCCCGUCGGCGUCUGUGGCCUCAUCACGCCAUGGAACUUCCCCGCCGCCAUGAUCACCCGCAAGAUCGGCCCAGCCCUCGCCACCGGCUGCACCGUCGUCUGCAAGGCCCCCGGCGAGACCCCCUUCACCUCCCUCGCCAUUGCCGAGCUGGGCCACCGCGCCGGCAUCCCCAAGGGCGUCGUCAACAUCGUUACCGCCCUCGACAAAACCCCUGAGGUCGGCGAGGCCCUGACCGCCAACCCGACCGUUAAGAAGAUCUCCUUCACCGGCUCCACCAACGUCGGCAAGCUACUCAUGCGCCAGUGCGCCGGCACCCUCAAGAAGAUGUCCAUGGAGCUUGGCGGCAACGCCCCCUUCAUCGUCUUCGAUGACGCCGACGUCGAUGCUGCCGUCGCCGGCGCCGUCGCCUCCAAGUUCCGCUCCUCGGGCCAGACCUGCGUCUGCGCCAACCGCAUCUACGUCCAGAGCGGCGUCUAUGACGAGUUCGCCGACAAGUUCGCCGCCAAGGUCCGCGAGUUCAAGGUCGGCAACGGCUUCGACAACGGCACCACCCAUGGCCCUCUCAUCCACGACCGCGCCGUCGAUAAGGUCGAGGCCCACAUCCGCGACGCUGAGCGCAAGGGCGGCAAGGUCGUCGUCGGCGGCGGCAAGAUCGCGCGCCUGGGCGCCAACUUUUACGAACCCACCGUCAUCACGGGCAUGACCGGCGACAUGGCCAUGGCGAGCGAGGAGACCUUUGGCCCCGUCGCUGGCCUCUUCUCCUUCGACACCGAAGACGAGGUCGUGAAGCUGGCCAACGCCACCAACGUCGGCCUAGCGGGCUACUUCUUCUCCCGUGACAUCCAGCGCGUUCACCGCAUCGCCGAGCACCUCGAGGUCGGCAUGGUCGGCGUCAACACGGGGCUUAUCUCUGACCCGGCCUCGCCGUUCGGCGGCGUCAAGGAGUCCGGCUUCGGCCGCGAGGGGUCGCUGUACGGCAUCUCCGAGUACCAGGUGACCAAGAUGGUCACGUACGGCGGUAUGGGCCAGCCUCUCCAAAAGUAAAGUGCGGCAAUGCGUCGUCACCUAUAUAUAAAAAAGAAGAAGAAAAAAAGGAGUGUUUAGCGGGCGACAUCGGGAAAGGCGUUGAAAUUUACACGGGGUUGGAUCUUUCAGUGUUGCAACACAAUUCAACCAUCCUUCGACACGAGGCUUAGUAAACAUGCACAACCCCCUGUGUGGCAGCUAUUAAGCUAUACUUCCGAUAUAGUUCAAGGGGAGUACGUCUUUAGCCUAGAAGUAAGCUGUUCAAGGGCUGAAUGUGACCAUGGAGGGUAUCUUUCUCGUUUUAUUAUACACAUCUAUACAACGGAUUUAUCCAUUUUUACAGGUCCGACACGGCAUCCUCGCAGCGAGCGCACAGCGCGUCCUCCUUGGGCGCGAUGUACCGCCAGCACCGAGAGCACUUGUGCUCCUUCGGCGGCAGCACGGACACGGUUCCCUUGGCGCCGUUGACCUCGAACGCCUCAUCGUAGCGCCACUCGCUCUCGGAGGGGAUCUCCGCGUUCGUCUCGACGGACGACACGACGAACAUGGCCUCCAGCUCGUUGCCGUACUUGCCCAGCACGCCGGCGACCGCCUGGUCCUCAGUGGUUAUGACUACCGAGGACUGGAGCGACGACCCGAGGACCUUGGCCAGACGGCCCUUCUCGAGCGCCGCUUUGACGGCGCCGGAGACGGACAUGAGCACCGGGAGGUCCCUGCGGAU